GUCCAGGCUCUCGGGUAGGUGAGAACCCUAGUCGGGCAGGGCCCCAGCAGGAAACAUGGCCACGCCCUCCUCUUCCUGCCUCAGCUUGCCCAAGCCCCUCCCACUGCAGAGGAGGCCUGGGGGAGGAAGCCGGAAUGUGGCAUCAAGUGCUUUGUGCUGAAGGAUCAAACUUUGGAUCCCUCUCAGGCUCCUGUCCACUCUGAUCUGGAGCCAUCCACUAGUCCCUCAGCCUCUGUGUUCUCCCCUUUCCCUGGGGACAUCUGCAUUUGGUUGUUCGGCAACCACGGGGCCCCUGUGUUGGCAUUCAUAUUACACAAACCACACUUAAUGUGAGAUGAGAAUGGGAUCCCAGGUUUGCCCCUUGAUGGCUGCAUGGCACUGGGUGAGUCCUGUCACCUCUCACCUCAUCUGUAAAAUGGGACCAAUGCUGGUGGCCAGCUCUUAGAACAUGAUGAGGAGAGGAUCAGGAUAGGACUUGCCCAGAUCUUGUAGAAGACUCUAGGACUCCCAUUUCCCCAUAGAACCUCACAGCAGAUGCCAGACCAGAGGUGGGCCACUCCCAUCUGAGGUUUCACACUUCUGGGCUCUGUGGCGAGGGUCUGCCCCUCCAGGGCUCUGAACCGCUUUCCUCUGUGAGAUGAAGGUAAACAACGUCUCCCUUUGAGGGCUUGGGGUGUGGGGAGAACAUGGCUCGCACAGUAGGUGUGCAGGCCAUGUCCCCACAGCAGGGUUCCAAAGCCUAAGACCCAUCAGUGACCCUGAGGAGGGAUUCGAAGAAAAGUUCAGAUUUCUGGGUUCAUUUGAAAAACUGGAAAAUUCUGGGAAAAUUGUGCCUCCCUUCCCACUUGCUCCAGAGUGAUUUCACAUCCACACAUGAAGGUUUUUCAGGUUAGGGGGAGAUGUGUUAUUGGCCUCUGGCGCUGAGGGGAAACUCAAAUGACUGGGGAUUUACUAAGGGUUUCCUGGGGCAAGGACAGGGCAGGGGUUUCCUGGUCCUGCAGGACAAGAGGCAGAUCCAGAGCCCCAUUCCUGGGCAUCCGCCACCCAGCAUGAGCCAGGUCCUGGACUGGGUGUUGUGGGCCCUGCUGGGAGCAGGGGAGCAAUCACAUGGAGAUGGCCUUCUGCUCUCAUGAUGCAAUGUGAUGGUAAUCCUAAUGGACUGAGGAAGCCAGAGCAAGCCAGCAGGGCAGGGAAGGCACCAUCCAAGGCAGUGGUCUUUGAGCUAGCCCCAAAGCAUGAGCAGGAUUUUGCCCAGUAAGUAGGGGAUAUUGAGGACAUAUAAAGCAGGGAGAAUGCCACAGUCAGAGGCUUGGUGGCUUUAAAGUACGGGAUUAGAUUGUGGCUGGAGGGUCGCUUUCCUGGGGUGGGGAUGGUAAAGGUGGUCUCACUGUGUGGCCUCAGACAAGUCACUUCACCUCUUUGAGCCUCAGGUCCUCAUCUGUAAAAUGAGGCUGGGGUACCCGUAUAUGCCAGUGAAGGCUGGACGUCUGCACACUUAAGCCAAACCCCUUCAGCCAGGAGGGGAAUUACUUAGUGAGACACACAGCGAUUGUGACAGGACUGUGUGCAAAUUAAAUGGCAUGAGGUAAAGGCUGGGGUGCAUCUAGCUCUGCGUUCAAAAAUGGGGGAUUCGGCACAGCUGGAGAUGUCACAAGCAGCUUCCUGUAAAAGGUGAGAUAGGAACAGAGCUUCAAACGGCCGAAAAGUGAAAUGGAUUGGCAGAAAGGAAAAGAGAGGGCAUCCCAGGCAGGCAGUCUAGCCUGAGCAAAGGCGGGAAGGUGGCAGGGAGAGAAAGCCAGAGGAAGCACCACCAUGGUGUGAGAGGGGGCACUGGGGAGAGGCGAGCCUGAAAAGUUUGGACAGGAAGAGCUUGUUAAGUGCAGCCCCAAAACCAGGCUUCCAUGCAGUUGGCAGUAGGGAGCCAUUGUAGGCCCUAUCCAUAAGGACAGGCAGGCAGUAAUCUAACAAAUAUGUAGGUGCCUUCGAAUGUGGGGAGAGUUUUUAAAUUUAAUUUAAUUUUAUUUUAUUUUUAGACGGAGUCUUGCUCUGUCGCCCAGGCUGGAGUGCACUGGCGCAAUCUUGGCUCACUGCAACCUUCACCUCCCGGGUUCAAGCAAUUCUCCUGCCUCAGCCUCCUGAGUAGCUGGGAUUACAGGUGCAUGCCACCAUGCCUGGCUAAUUUUUGUAUUUUUUGUAGAGACAGGGUUUCACCAUGUUGGUCAGGCUGGUCUCAAACUCCUGACCUUGUGAUCUGCCCGCCUGGAUCUCCCAAAGUGCUGGGAUUACAGGUAUGAGCCACCGUGCGCGGCCAUGGGAAGGGUUUUCAAAUUGCUUUUAUGUGGUGGGGAAAACAAAAGGUUGAAGGAGACAUUGGAGGUAAAGGAACAGUUGAUGAUAAGGAACUGGUUAAAGACAUAACCUUGUAUAUCCACACUUAUUCUCAUGCACAUGUAAUUUUUAACUGUGAUGGAUAGAGUUUGGCGUUCCGGGGAACAUCGAUAGCACUGCAUCAUGAACUUGCUCUUGUGUUGCUUAGAGAUCUGCAAACAGACGGCUCAGGUCCAUCUUCAGUCAUUGUGUUGCACAGUGAUACUGAUCCUUGCUGGUCUAAACAUUGCCAUAAACAUGUCUGUUCCCCAAGCUGAAAGGGGGUUUCUGAUUCUAAGGGAACAAAAGGUUUUCUGGCUUAAAAGACUGAAGACAUAGUCUUUAUAAUAGCUUUCUUUAAAAAUUUCAGUGGGUUAUAAUGCAUAGGGUUUUUAAAAAAGAGCUAAUGUGCAAUAUAUACAAUAGUCUAUCCUCCUGACCCACUUCUCCCUUCCAGUUCUCCCUAAGGACAACAAUUGUUAAUCAGUUUCCUGUAUACCCUUCCAGAAAUAUAUGCAGAUGUGGCAUAUGUCCAAUUAAAGAAACCUGAUACAUACUGUUACACCUGUUCAGCAUCUUGGUUUCAAUUUUUAUAUAAAAUUUAGGAUUAUGAAAUAUACCAAAGCAGCAUAGAAAAUGAGCCCCCCAUCCCCCUGCCCCAUGGCCCACCACACAUGUUAACAUUUUGCAUUGGCGCCUUGUUUAUGGCUGUCUUGGAGGUAGCCCCGUGUCGCCUCCAGCUGCCUCUUUGUGGUAACUGCCCAAGAGUCGUUAUUGAUUAUAUGCAUGCACCCAAUAUUCAUUAUUCGACCUGUUCCAGCUCUUGGAUAUUUAGGAAAUUACUGAUUUUCGGCUUAUAUAAUUGUGGUGGAGUUAAUACCCCAUUUUGUAUAAAUUUUGCCCGGGUGGGUGGGCUUCGAGGCAAAGGAGAACGAGGCUCGGCUUUGGAUUGGGUUCACAUUCCUGCUCCGCCACGCUUCUAGUUGUGUGAUCUGGAGUAAGGGAAGGCCCUCACUUUCCCCAUCUGUAAAAUGAACUGGCUAUAGUAAUCCCUCCGUCUCAUAGCUGCUGAGAGGAAUAGAAAACUAAAGUAUGGAGGCUUCACUGGGCUUAGUUCCCAGUUUCCCUGGCUAGGGAGGUCUCCGCGGGGACACCAAACUCUCAAGCCCAGCCUAGCAGCUAGAGCGCCCGGCGCCUGCAGUUUUGCUUUAAACUACAACCUGUUCCCCGCCUCUCUUCCUCUGCCGCCACGCUGGGGGCGGGGCGGUUAAAUGUCUCCGUGACGUCAGCGCGAGCAGGGCCAAUCUCCCUGCCCGGCAGGCGUUAGCUCGUUGGCAUGGGUGGCCCGCCAUUGGUCUGUUGGGCAAUCUGGGCCGUCCCAGCUUUUUAAAGACGCCGUGUAGUAUAAACAAGGAGAAGUGGGGCGGCCGGGCCAUGAUGUCAGCGCGGUGCUGCAGCUCUUGGGGGUGACGUCAUCUCCGGGAAGGUGGCCGGCCCAGGGUUGUUAGAGCCAGCCUAACCACUUGGGCCGGUUUGAGGCCGCUCUCGCCCCGUCAGAGGUCAGACCCAUUGCACUUCAGUAUCUCAGGCAGCACCCUGUCCCCGAGGAGGGGACCAUGACACAGGUUGUGAGUCCCGGCCCAGCCCCUCCACCCCCCUGCCCCCCUGAUGCGACCAUGGGCUCUGGCAGUGACUAGGUGGCCACCCUCCGCCCCCGUGGGUCAGCGGCGAUUCUCUGCGGGACCCGGCAGCACCCCGGGCCAGCUCUGGGGAAGCCCUGGCCUCGAGGGCCCCCUGGCCAGCCCGCCUGCCCGGGAUGAGCGCUUACCCUCCCAGCAGCCGCCGUCCCGACCUCCACACCUCCCCGUAGAGGAGCGCCGAGCCUCGGCUCCUGCCGGCGGGAGCCCCCGAAUGCUGCACCCCGCCACCCAGCAGAGCCCGUUCAUGGUUGAUCUCCACGAGCAGGUGCACCAGGGACCUGUCCCUCUGUCCUACACGGUCACCACAGUGACGACCCAAGGCUUCCCCUUGCCUACAGGCCAGCACAUCCCUGGCUGCAGUGCCCAGCAGCUCCCAGCAUGCUCCGUGAUGUUCAGCGGGCAGCAUUACCCCCUCUGCUGCCUCCCGCCCCCGCAGCUUAUCCAGGCGUGUACCAUGCAGCAGCUGCCUGUACCCUAUCAGGCCUACCCCCACCUCAUCUCCAGUGACCACUACAUCCUGCACCCCCCACCACCGGCCCCACCCCCCCAGCCCACCCACAUGGCGCCCCUGGGGCAGUUUGUGUCUCUGCAGACCCAGCACCCUCGGAUGCCCCUACAGCGGCUCGACAACGACGUGGACCUGCGUGGGGACCAGCCCUCCCUGGGUAGCUUCACCUACUCCACCUCUGCGCCUGGCCCAGCCCUUUCCCCGUCGGUGCCCCUGCACUACCUGCCCCACGAUCCGCUGCACCAGGAGCUGUCUUUUGGUGUGCCAUAUUCUCACAUGAUACCACGGAGACUGAGCACCCAGAGAUACCGCCUGCAGCAGCCACUGCCCCCACCGCCGCCACCACCACCCCCACCACCCUACUACCCCAGCUUCCUCCCCUACUUCCUCUCGAUGCUGCCAAUGUCACCAACAGCAAUGGGGCCCACCAUCAGCCUGGACCUGGAUGUGGAUGACGUGGAGAUGGAGAACUAUGAGGCCCUCCUGAACCUGGCCGAGCGGCUGGGAGAUGCCAAGCCCCGGGGCCUCACCAAAGCAGACAUAGAGCAGCUCCCGUCGUACCGCUUUAACCCGGACAGCCAUCAGUCAGAGCAGACGCUGUGUGUGGUCUGCUUCAGUGACUUCGAGGCGCGGCAGCUGCUCCGAGUCCUCCCCUGCAACCAUGAGUUCCACACCAAGUGUGUUGACAAGUGGUUGAAGGCCAACCGGACAUGUCCCAUCUGCCGGGCCGACGCCUCCGAGGUGCCCAGGGAGGCUGAGUGAGGCCACACAGCCGCCUGCCCGGGAGAACCCUGCCUGAAGCUCUGGAAACUUGUGGGUGGGGCCCAGGGAGGAUGGGGAGGGAGUGGCCCAGGCCUGCCCCGUCGCUCCCGCCUGCAUCUCCAGAGCUGGUGCCAGGGUCAGCCCGGUGAGGAGUCCCUGCAAUAAGCCCCUGCAUUUGCCAAGCUCCAAAGACUCCCUCCCUAGUCUUCCUGCCUGCCCGCCCGCCCGCCACGGAGCUGCCUGAGUGUCCCUGAUCGGGUCUCCCUCCUGUGCACCCUCAGGUCCCUCCUUUUCCUGCUGGCACUGAGAGCCAGGGGUCUGCUCCCUCGGUGGGGCCGGUGGAGAUCCUUGGCCCCAGGAUGGGCAAGACAGAGCACCAUCCUGGGUCAGAAGGUCUCAUGCUCUGAAAUGGUGUGCCCUCUGCCCAGGUGGCACUGCCAGGUGCGUAGACAGACGGUGUCACGAGCCAUUUCCUGAGCCCCAGGGCUGAAUCCUCCCUCCUUGACCCCAAACAGUGAACUCAGGCAGCCGGCUCUGUGUUGGCUGCUGUGAGGGCUGAGUCUGGCUCCCUAGGGGACCCUCAUCCCAGGCACAACAUUCCAGCCCCACCCUCAGGCUGGAGGGCGUCCCAGCCUAAUCCCGAGCUGGGCACACACGUAUCCUGAGGGGCUUGGGCCAUACGGGGAGAGGAGCCCUGUGUUCCCCGGUGGCUGUCCCUCCCAGGGAUGCAGCCAGACCCGUGCCCAAUCUCCUCUCCCUCUGUCGUUUUGCAUGAACGUGAGGAGCAGCAGUUUUUGUUUAUUCAUUUGGCCCAAAAUCGCGUGUAGGAUUUGGGGAUGUGGAUAUUUAAGACAAUUUCUUUUUUCUUUUGGUUUAAUAGGGGCGGGUAUAGGGACCAACUGGGACUGAGUGCCCAGGGGGCCGAGCACGGUCGUGCUGACUGGCCUGCAUGCAUGCGUGUGCUGGGCUGGGCUGGGCAGCCGGCGGUCGUUGGGCAGGGUUGGGGGUCUGUGCUCAGCUGAUAACUGCCAUGCACUGUACUGCACACGUCCCUAGAGCCUACCGGGACCCGACGCUUUUCAGGGCAUUUCUCCCUCCAGCCAGGGCCCAUCUCCCACCUGCCUGGGCGAGUCUCCUCCAAGGAAGUCCCAGGAGGAUGGGGUCCAGGAAGGCUGUGGGCCCCCACCUCCAGGGGGCCUUCCCAGCCUGAUCCCUGUCCUCCAAGUUCUGGAGGAGGCCGCUGUAGGGUCUGGCUGAGCUCCCCACCCUCUUUCCCUGGUCCCAAUCCUUUCUUGUCCUAUACCCAGCUGGGGUUGCUGCCCUGAACGAACUGCGUGUGGGGCCGGCACAUCCUAGCAGGCAGCCCCUGGCGCCUGCUGCCUCAGGGAUGCUCCAACCACCCUCGUUCUCCCCGCAGCGGCCCUGGCUCCCACCUCCCGCCCCAGCCUGCCGUGGGGCCUGUCAGCCUGGUCCCACCCCCAUGGAGAACCCAAAGUCUUACUGUAUAUAACUCCAGGUGACGUUUCUAUAUUUAUAGCAGUGUUGAAAACCCACGUGUUUUACACAGAACCACCCUCUCCAACCCCUCCCUUCCCAACCCCAACAAAACGUUUUCAAACCCCUUACAGUUCCUGGGGCAGGCGGAAACAGGCUCACAGAUUGUGUGUCGGCUGCAGCAGUGAUUCCAACAAGCAGCUAUUGGGGGGGGAAACACAGCAUUUUAAAAAAUCAUCAUUAAAAAACAAGAUUUAUACAACAAUUACUUAGGAUGUUUGUGAUCUGCCGACCUUGCUAUAGAUGCCAUGUUACCAAUGAUUUCCUGUGGUGGGGGCUUGCCAUUGUUUACUCUUUUAUUUACCAACUUCUGGCCUAGGCAUGACAGUGGGCACCUUCCCCCAGCCCCGGCUGGGCCCAGCGCCUGUGUUCUGUGUUAGAAAGGUUUUAUAUAUAUAUAUAAAAUUACAUAUAUAUGUAGAAAUAUAUGUAAUUUUGGGGGCCCUGUUCCUUGCACAUUUUACAGUUACCUCAUUUUUCCCAUGUAUGUAUUUGAGAAAAUGCUAAUAUAUAGAGAAAAAAAUGGUUCUUAAAGCUUAAAUGUGUGGUUUUUUCCAUUCCAUGGGAUUCACGUUGGUUUGUAGCAUUUAACAUAACUAGUAUGUUGUAUUAUAUAUAUGUGUAUACUGAUUGAAAUUUUUAACAGAUUUGUACUUUUUUUAAAAUGAAAGUUGCUAGUUCUGCUUGACCAAGUAGUGCAAUCAUUAUUUUUUUUAAUAUUGUUGCUGAUUUCAGAGGGAUAUUCACUAAUAAAUGUAUGAUGUAUACCAACGACCA
Pongo pygmaeus (Bornean orangutan) is the source of this 7668-nucleotide messenger RNA. RefSeq names its product ring finger protein 44 (gene RNF44). The coding region runs from base 4036 to 5337 and encodes 433 amino acids. The transcript is spliced from 11 exons. The record is from RefSeq and is a predicted model, not a curated record. NCBI's taxonomy places the organism in Eukaryota, Metazoa, Chordata, Mammalia, Primates, Hominidae. Gene Ontology annotation, biological process: protein ubiquitination. Gene Ontology annotation, molecular function: ubiquitin protein ligase activity.